Messenger RNA from Impatiens glandulifera, 1126 nucleotides. Its product is annotated as protein AGENET DOMAIN (AGD)-CONTAINING P1. The coding region runs from base 11 to 913 and encodes 300 amino acids. The record is from RefSeq and is a predicted model, not a curated record. The transcript has 3 exons. Lineage: Eukaryota; Viridiplantae; Streptophyta; Magnoliopsida; Ericales; Balsaminaceae.
AAAGAAAGAAAUGGACCCAAAUGAUUACUUUGUAAAAGGAGCGGAGGUAGAGAUCAGCAGCGACGAAGAAGGAUUUCGCGGCUCAUGGUUCCUCGGCACCAUCGUCCGUUCCCCCACAUUUCAUAACAGGACCAUUACCGCCGACAACAAAGUCUUGGUCCAGUACAAAACUAUUUUUGUUGACGAGGUUUCCGGGAAUCUACUGCAGGAAUAUCUCAAUUUGGUGCAGCUCCGACCACCGGCGCCGAGAGAGCUCGACCGGAAGUUUCACUUAAGCGAGGAAGUUGAUGCCUGUCACAAUGAUGGGUGGUGGGAAGGUGUGAUAACUGAAGUUCUUGAUGGAGAUAGGUACUCUGUUUUCUUUAGGGCUACGAGGGAACAGAUUGAAUUUGAAAAAUCGAAUCUUCGGCUACACAGGGAAUGGAAAAACGGAAAAUGGUAUCCACCAUUAGAAGAUAAACCAAAGGAAGUGGUCAAGGAGGAGAAGUUUAUCAAAGGGAUGCUAGUUGAAGUUAGCAGUGAUGAAGAAGGAUUUGAAGGUGCUUGGUUUGUUGCUACUGUUGCUGAACUGUUAGAAGAUGGGAAAUUCAUCAUUGAGUACAAAUCGCUGAGAAAUGAGGAUGAUACUGAAUUCUUGAGAGAAGAGGUUACUAAAGAGAGUCAUAUAAGACCUUGCCCACCUGAUGUUGCAGUUGAACGUUUCAAUCUGAAUCAAGAAGUUGAUGCUUUGCACAAUGAUGGAUGGUGGGUCGGUAUAAUUUCGAAAGUUCUUGACGACGGUACAUACAUAGUGUAUUUCUUGGAAACAGGUGAAAAUAUUGCUUUCAAACAUUUGGAUUUGAGGAUACACCAAGAAUGGAUCAAUGGGAAGUGGACUAUCUCUUCUCAGAUAGGGGGUCUGAAAGAAGCCUGAAAGCUUGUGAACCUUUCUCUCUUGUAAAUGAUGCCAUGAAGUCAUCUUCUUCUUUUUUUCAUGGUUAGUUUCUUGAGAAUUAUAAGAAUGAAAAUGUAAAACUUGUCUCCUUGGUUAUGUCUGUCAGAUAAAACUUGUUUCUUGUUUUGGUGGGAUUAUGCAUUUUGUCUGGGAAAUGACUAAAAACUAUGAAUUUAAUGCUUGUUUUGGUCA